AUGAGAGAAAUCAUUUCCUUGCACAUCGGUCAAGCAGGUAUCCAAGUCGGUGAACAAGUUUGGUCCCUCAUGUGUGCCGAACACGGAAUUAAUCAAGACGGUUCUCGUGUGGUUGCCAAGAACUCCUCGAAUCACGACUGUUCCGUUCUCUUCAACGAAGCAUCAAGCGGAAAACUCGUCCCACGUAGUCUCAUGGUCGAUUUGGAACCUUCUGUCAUUGACUCUGUUCGCAACUCUUCAUUCAAGCAAUUGUACAAUCCUGCUCAACUCGUUUCUGGAAAGGAAGAUUGUUCCAAUAACUUUGCAAGAGGUCACUAUACCGUCGGUAAGGACAUGUUGGAUGUCACUAUUGAUCGCUUGAGAAAGAUUGCUGACAACUGUACCUCUCUUCAAGGAUUCCAAAUUUUCCACUCAGUUGGCGGUGGUACUGGUUCUGGUUUUGCUUCACUUCUCGUUGAGAGAUUGAGUGUCGAAUUCCCUAAAAAGACAAAACUCUCCUACACCAUUUAUCCAUCUCCUCAAUUGUCGACUUCAGUUGUCGAACCUUACAAUUCCGUCUUGUCUACUCAUUCCCUCUUGGAGAACAAUGACAUUUCUGUCGUUUUGGACAAUCAAGCCAUUUAUGAUAUUUGCAAACAACGUUUGAAGAUUGAGAGAGCCAACUAUCGCAAUUUAAAUCAUGUCAUUGCUCAAACCGUUUCUGCCUUGAGUUGCUCCUUGCGUUUCUCUGGAUCCUUGAAUGUGGAUAUGAAUGAAUAUCAUACCAAUUUGGUUCCAUAUCCAAGAAUUCACUUCAUGUUGUCCUCUUUGGCUCCAAUGAUUUCUCGACAAGAACAUCAUUAUUAUGAGAAUACUGUUGGAGAGUUGACUUCAAGCGUCUUUGAGGUGGACAACAUGAUGGCUAAAUGUGAUCCUCGAAGUGGUAAAUAUAUUGCCAGCUGUUUGAUGUAUCGUGGAGAUAUUGUCAAUAAGGAAGUCACUGAUGCUGUAAAGAAUGUGAGAAGCAAAUCAGGAAUUCAAUUCGUGGAUUGGAGUCCAUGUGCUUUCAAGAUUGGUGUCAAUUCUCAAAAACCAACCGCCUUGGAAGAUUCAUGCUUGGCUCAAGUCGACCGAUCAUGCGCCAUGAUUUCCAACAACACUGCCAUUUCUCAAGUCUUUGCUCGAAUGAAUGACAAGUUUGAUUUGUUGUUCGCCAAGAGAGCCUAUGUCCAUCACUUUGUUUCGGAAGGUAUGGAAGAAGGUGAAUUCAAUGAAGCACGUGAAGAUUUGGCUGCUUUGGAGAAGGAUUAUCAAGAAUUGAAUAAGGAUAGUGUUGAUGAGGAUUCCAUGUUGGAUGAAGGAGAAGAAUUGAAUCAAUAA
Messenger RNA from Naegleria fowleri, 1359 nucleotides. RefSeq lists its product as uncharacterized. Bases 1 to 1359 code for a protein of 452 amino acids. Gene Ontology annotation, cellular component: cytoplasm; microtubule. Gene Ontology annotation, molecular function: structural constituent of cytoskeleton; GTP binding. The transcript has a single exon. Lineage: Eukaryota; Heterolobosea; Eutetramitea; Acrasida; Naegleriidae. Gene Ontology annotation, biological process: mitotic cell cycle; microtubule cytoskeleton organization. The record is from RefSeq and is a predicted model, not a curated record.